Molecule: messenger RNA, 1407 nt
Organism: Nicotiana tabacum (common tobacco)
Lineage: Eukaryota; Viridiplantae; Streptophyta; Magnoliopsida; Solanales; Solanaceae
Source: RefSeq, a predicted model, not a curated record
AUGUAUAAUAGGCUAGUGCCUAGUCGAAAAGGAGUUACUACUGAGUUCCUAGAGGGUAUGGAGGGAUUUGUAGAGUUUGCAUUAAUGCAACAUGACUUCGUUUCUAAUGGGAGUAUAAGGUGUCCAUGUUCAAGAUGUAGAAAUAUUAGUGGGUUUCUUGAACCUCAUGAUGUUAGAGCACAUCUGUACAAGCAUGGUUUCAUGCCUAACUAUUAUCAAUGGGAAUCACAUGGGGAGCCUUUUAUACCAAUUUCUAGACCUCAACCUAGUAGGAAUACAGAAAAAGAAAUAGGUCCUGAGAUAACAACAGAAAAUCCGUAUCGCACUAUGGUAUUGGAUGCAAUUGGUCAUAGUUUCAACUUUGAAAGUGAUGGAUUUAAUUUGGAUGGUGAAGAAGAACAACCUCCUAAUCGAAAUGCUCAAGAAUUUUUUGAUAUGCUAAAAGCUUCAGAAGAGCCAUUGUUUGAUGGAUGUGUUAAUCAUUCUACGUUGUCAGCGGUCUGCAGGCUAUUGAACAUUAAGUCCGAGUUUAACAUGAGUGACAAUUGCUAUAACCAAAUUUUGCUAUUUCUGAAGGAGCUCUUACCUGAAGAUGCUAAGUUACCUAACGAUUACUACAGGACUAAACAAAUGGUUGCAAAACUUGGGCUAGGAUAUGAAAAGAUAGAUGUAUGCAAGACAGGUUGUAUCCUAUAUUACAAGGGUAAUAAAGAUAAAGUGAAUUGUCCAAAGUGUGGUCAACCACGUUAUAAGCCUAAGAGAGGAGGCAAUGGAAGGCAAAAUGAUGUUGCAUAUAAAGUACUACGUUAUUUUCCUAUAACUACGAGAUUACAGAGGUUAUAUAUGUCAACAAAGACUGCUGAAAAUAUGAUAUGGCAUUGGAAAUCUCGUCGAGAACCUGGGGUAAUGAGUCAUCCAAGUGAUGGAGAGGCAUGGAAAAAGUUUGACCAGUGCCAUUCUGGCUUUGCAGCUGAGCCUCGAAAUAUUAGGCUUGGACUUGCAGCUGAUGGGUUUAGUCCAUAUGGGCAGAUGGCCCAUCCUUAUUCUUGUUGGCCAGUAAUCAUUACACCAUACAAUCUUCCACCUGAAAUGUGUAUGAGUAGCCCGUACAUGUUCUUAAGUCUUCUCAUUCCUGGUCCAAAAAGUCCCGGAAAGAAUAUAGACUUAUACUUACAACCGCUUAUUGAUGAAUUGAAGCAAUUAUGGGUUGAUGGGGUUGAGAAUUAUGACUCUUAUAAAAAACAAAAUUUUCAAAUGCGAGCUGCACUUAUGUGGACUAUCAAUGACUUCCCAGCUUACGGAAUGUUGUCUGGUUGGAGCACCCAUGGUCAUUUGGCAUGCCCUUGUUGUAUGAGAAAAAAGUUAGGCGUUUCACUUAAAGGAUGGAAGAAAAGCUUCAUUUUUUGA